GGCAAGGCAAGAACAAAGUAAGAUAGCUCGACUUUCCCACCUCUUGCCUUCCUUACUUGAUUUGCCUCUCUGCCAACGAACUUGCGGGCUCGGAUAGGACUCAACUACUUCCUCAGAAGCGAAGCAGCGCCUCACAGUAGCGCGAGGACAAAUGGCAUGCCCAAUCGCUUUCUGGGAGGUCCUCUGGACCCAAACACGGGGAAGGUAUACAUGAUCCUCAAUGAACUUGAAAUCCAGCAUAAUCGUAUUGAAUACAACCCCAACGGACGUCUUCCCACAAUCUACCAUCCAAACGCUGACCUCGCUAUCUGGGAGUCUGAGUACUUGCUCGACAAGUAUGAUCUGGACCAUAAACUCAGCUACCCAGCUGGAACGAAUGAGUAUUACUUGACCAAACAAUGGUUGUACUUCCAGAUGUCUGGCCAAGGUUCUUGCUAUGGCCAAGCAUGCGCCAUUGAUCGCUACCUCAAGGACAUCCGCCGCGUCUCAGGCGUUCUCGAUAGCGUUCUCGCAGGACACAAAUACCUUGCCGGCGGCAAGUGCGCUUUUGCCGAUCUUGCGUUUCUCACUUGGCAAACGAGCAUUAUCAAGAUCAUUAAGUAUGAUCAGGCGAAGGACUCCCCGAAUGUGUAGGCAUGGAUUGAUAGAAUGCCGGAGAGGCCGGCAAUCAAGGAUUUCUGGGCGGAGAGGAAUGAGAGAAUGACUACUUUGGGAAGAAGUAGAGAUGUUUGGAGCUGCGAUAGGAAGAAGUGCAAAUGCAGACAUGGGGCUUGAGAUAUCGGUGGAAGACGAGAUACUUCAUUUCAUGUAUUCGUUGAACCAGAAGUCACUCUCAAUGUGUUGAUUCAUACUCGUACCAAUUGUUGCCACCAAACUUACCAAUAAGGAUUUUGAGGGCAGUAGCAGUGCCGUGCGCGAAACUGGC
This is a messenger RNA of Hyaloscypha bicolor E, 925 nucleotides long. RefSeq lists its product as uncharacterized. Bases 157 to 633 code for a protein of 158 amino acids. The record is from RefSeq and is a predicted model, not a curated record. The transcript is spliced from 5 exons. NCBI's taxonomy places the organism in Eukaryota, Fungi, Ascomycota, Leotiomycetes, Helotiales, Hyaloscyphaceae.